This is a messenger RNA of Engraulis encrasicolus (European anchovy), 1535 nucleotides long. RefSeq lists its product as uncharacterized. The record is from RefSeq and is a predicted model, not a curated record. The transcript is spliced from 2 exons. The coding region runs from base 373 to 1470 and encodes 365 amino acids. NCBI's taxonomy places the organism in Eukaryota, Metazoa, Chordata, Actinopteri, Clupeiformes, Engraulidae.
ACAUGUUUUAAAUUUCUGCAAAGUUUGGCCAAUCAGAUUCUUAUAAACAGACCAAGUAUGCACGACGGUGUAUUUUCUUUUCUUUCUUUUUUUUCAUUGCAAUAAAGAGGAUGACAAAGACAUGACAUAACAAUAAGGCACACAAGGUCAAGUAAAUACAGUAAAUAACGACGGUGUAUUUUCAAGUACCUGCACAUCUGUAUUAUGACAUCACAGCAGCUGAUUAUCAACGUUCCAAACGUCCCAUGGUAACUGCGAUAAACAUACGAAAUUGAUCAUUUCUGAAAAGCGUUUCUAUGAAUCAGCUGCGUUUUGAUUUGCGAUGUUUGAGAACUACCGGUAAAUGAACUUCAUGACCGUAUAGAGCCCAGUAUGGCUCGAGGAGCAGAGGGUGACUGCCCUGAGCAGCACCCCAAGAGCAAGAAGCGGAAGCGGGCACGUGCACUGAAGCUCUGGUUCUUCAGCUUGUUCCUGUGCUGCGUCAAAGCCCCCGUUGAGGACAAUGUGGAGGUGGGAGAGAUCCCCCAGAAGACCCACAGCGUCCCCAACACCACGACCACUGCAAGCCCUGACAACCCCCAGAAGGCUCUAACCCGCCAGGAGAUUAGGAGGAGGGUGAAGGUGGGAAAAGCCAGGUGGGAAGAACAGAGGAGGAAGAAGAAGAGGGCCUGGUAUUCUCGCCUUUUGCCAAAACUAAAAAUGCCUAAACUAAAACUCCUGAUCAUUCCCAAAAUCACAAGUCUUCCCAAAGCCACCAAAUGUGUUAAGAAAACUGUGAAACCACCAAAGAUAAAGAAAAUCCAAGACGUUUCGACCACGACUCGACCACACAUAGAUGACUGUGCCACCAAAGGAAACCAAAGUCCCAAGGAAAAGUCUGCGCCACACUACCAAGAUGACUGGCCCAAAGAACCAACAGCAACACCUAACACCACCAAGGAAGAGAGUGAGGCCUGCCCAGGGAUAGUUGUGGAGAAGAUGAAAAAGGACCCUAAAAGGCUUAUCGAUCAUACCGACCUCGAGAAAACUCUAAAAGCCAUGGAGGCGGUUGCAAACCUUGCUACUCGGACAGAGCUUCCCCAGAUGCCAGAGCGAUCCAAACGAGUUGUUACCUUUGAGGAGGCCACUCAAGUGUGCAGCAAGGUAGUGACAAAAAAACAAACCAAGAAAGACCUGGAGUGGCACUCUGAGGCAAUUCAAGGAUGCAACAAGGUGGUCGCGCGAAGAAAACAAACCAAGAGAGACCUGGAGAGCCACCCAGCUUUACCCAGAGCCUGGAGGGACCAAAUCAGAAGAGCCGUAAAGAGCAAUGUUGAACCAGGUUGCCUGCCCUUCCAAAAGAGAUCCUUUGAUUUCAUGACACACAUCAGCCAGCUGCUUGUGGUCAUCAUGAUUCUUGUCUUUGCCUGGGUCUGUGCCAGCACCCUCAGCAGCACUGGAGAAAGUCAUUCACCCAACACGACCAACUGAACACUGUGCUGAAAUAUGUCUGCAAUCAAACAACACCAGCUGAACCUACCGGUACUUGAAGAAUC